This is a messenger RNA of Amphiprion ocellaris (clown anemonefish), 2194 nucleotides long. RefSeq names its product zinc finger protein OZF-like. Lineage: Eukaryota; Metazoa; Chordata; Actinopteri; Pomacentridae. Gene Ontology annotation, biological process: negative regulation of transcription by RNA polymerase II; regulation of cytokine production; regulation of immune system process. Bases 199 to 1704 code for a protein of 501 amino acids. The transcript is spliced from 2 exons. The record is from RefSeq and is a predicted model, not a curated record.
AAAUUCCUUGUAUGAUGUGUGCAUACUUGGCCAUUAAACCUGAUUCUGAUUAAAAAAAAAAAAAAAAUUAAAACAUUAAAAAACUACAAAAAAGGUGUCCGUGCGGAUGCCUGUCAGAAAUGUGACGCGUUCUGCGCAGGCGCGGUUCCUCCGUCCGAGCCUCCGGUUAGUUUUAAAGAAGAGAAGCAGAGCGACACCAUGAACCAAGUGGAUUCUGUCCAGCAGCAGCGGACUGGAAGUGUGUGUUUGGAGGAGAAAGUGCAGAAGAAACGCCUCCAUCAUCCGCAGGACGUCGUUCUGAAGCAAACCUCCGUUUUGCCUGCAGAUGUCCAGAAGGUGUUGGUGAUUAAAGAAGAAGUCCCCUAUGAGUGGAGCUCCAGUCUGGACCAACAGGACCCGGAACCCCUCCACAUAAUGGAGGAACAGGAGGAACUGUGCACCAGUCAGGAGGACUCUUAUAUCAGCAGGUUUCCAUUCAUUGCUGUUUCUGUGAAGAGCGAAGAUGAUGAAGAGGAGCCUCAGUCUUCACAGCUUCAUCAGAGCCAAAGUAAAGGCAAUAACGAGGAAACCAGCAGCUCAAUUAAACAGAUGAAAACAGAAACUAAUAGAGAGGACUGUGGAGGACCAGAAGCUGAUCCAAAUAAUAAUUUACAGUCAAACGCUGACGGAAAGUCUUCAGACUGGACUGAGAUCGAAGUCAGUAUUGAUGGUUACGCUGAGGAAGACAUAGAGGAAGAUGAGGAUGAGUGGCAGGAACCUUUGUCAGACUCUGGACCUGAAACUGAAAACAGAGACAAUGACUGGAAAGAGACCAGAGGACCUGAAUCAGCUGUAAAUAGUGAUGUUGGAUGUAGCACUCAGAAAAAACCCUUUAGCUGCUCCGAGUGUGAUAAACAAUUUGUCUAUAAACAGUCACUUCAGAGACACAUGGCGUGUCAUACAGAAAAAAUGUUUUCCAGCUGUUUAGGUAAUGAGCAAUAUUUUGGAGUGAAACAAAACGUAGACUCACAGAUGAGAGUCCUCCAGCGUGAGAAACUAUUUGGCUGUAAUGAAUGUAAUAAAAGAUUUCGAUAUCAUUGUGAACUGAAGUUGCACAUGACAGAGCACACAGGAGAGAAACCGUUCGGCUGUAGUGAAUGUGGUAGAAGAUUCAUAGAACAGGGAUCUCUGAAGAAACACAUGACCAUUCACACAGGAGAGAAACGAUUUGGCUGUGAUGUCUGUGGUAAAAGGUUUAGCCAACAGGGAACGCUGAAGACACACAUGACGGUUCACACAGGAGAGAAACCAUUCAGCUGUUACGUUUGUGGGAAAAGAUUUAGCCGUCAGUGGGACCUUAAAGCGCACAUGUCGGCCCACAUGGAAGAGAAACCGUUUAGCUGUGACGAUUGUGGCAAAAGAUUUUUAGAUCAGAAGAAUCUGAAGAGACAUGUGACAGUUCACACGGGAGAGAAACCAUUUGGUUGCAACACUUGUGGGAAAAGAUUUAGAUUUCCACAUGACCUUCAAGUACAUACAAGAGUUCACACGGGUGAGAAACCAUUUGUUUGCGGUGACUGUGGGGAAACAUUUAGCCAACAGGGAACUCUGCUGAGACACAUGACUGUCCACUCAGGAGAAAGACCAUUUAGCUGCGAUGACUGCGGUAAAACAUUUACCCGUAAGGCACAUCUUAAAAGACACAUGGCAGUUCACACGAGUUAAGAAACAAACUUUAUCACUCUCUUUUGCAUGUUUAAUUUACUAGAGAGAGGUUUGUUUCACACGUUUGAAUACUGUUCCACAUUUCGUACAGUUAAUGAUGAAACAACAUUAAGUUUUCUACCACAACUGAUAUUUCUGAGCUUUAAAUUGGUGCAAUUCGUUCAGUUUCUGUAGUUUAAACUUGACUAAGAUGCUGAACAAAGCAGCUGUUUGCACUGUGAAUAUGUUAGCAUGCUAACGUAGCAUUUAGGUAAAAGUCGUGCUGUGCAUAAUUCUGCACUCCUGUUAUAUUAUUCAGACUAUAUUGGAAUAAUUGUCGAAGAAUAACUGCUCAUGUCUGCCUCUGAGUUUUAAUCAGAGUCUGUCGCCUUUCUUUUGUGUUUGCAUUUCCAGUCAUCUGAAAUACUGGGCUGUAUUUGCAUAGAGAUCUUUUUAAAGUGCAAUUUCUGACUCUAAUUUUCCAAUCGUGUAUUAAAAAAGACUAAAUUUA